Messenger RNA from Papaver somniferum (opium poppy), 1170 nucleotides. RefSeq lists its product as uncharacterized. Bases 1 to 1170 code for a protein of 389 amino acids. The transcript is spliced from 4 exons. Lineage: Eukaryota; Viridiplantae; Streptophyta; Magnoliopsida; Ranunculales; Papaveraceae. The record is from RefSeq and is a predicted model, not a curated record.
AUGAUAAAUUUUGUUAAAGUUCAAGCUGAUCGGUUGAAACAACAUGUCAAAAUCCUUCUUGGAGAAAUAAGAGACUAUAAUUCCAAAAACUCUGAAGCUUUGCCUUUAUCUCUUCUUGAGGCAAUUCUUAAAAGGAAUAUCUUGGAAAUUAAACAUCUCUUGAACAAGCUCUCAAUUCAAGGAUGUUUCAGGAAGUUCUCUAGACCUUCGUCAUCAACUACUGCUGUGACUAAGGAAGAUCCAGAAGAAAAAUCAGUUCGUACAACAACUUCUUCCAGUGUUGCUGAUUCCGCUGCCAAGAUAUCUUUGUUAGAGAACAAUCUGAGGAAAACUCGGAGGUCCCUAGAGGCUUGCUUGUUGGCUCUUGAGAGAGCAAAUAAUGCUGCAAAAGAAGCCGAGGAUGGUCGCAAGGCUGCUGAUUCCGCUCUGGCUGCUGAAUCCUCCAAAGCCAUAGAUCAUGUGAAGCAGAUGGCUUCGCUUCGUAAAGAAUAUGACGAAGCCCUUAAGUGGAAAGUGGGUCUCAUUUUAAGGCAAACGGAGGAUAUUUUUUUAAUUGUGAGACGCUUCUCAGCUCAAGAAAUUAUCCGUAAAAAGUAUCAUGCGGAUUUCGAAGAUGCCUGCGCUUCCUUAGCUAAGGUUACUAUUGAACGCAAUGUGUUGUCUUCUGAGGUCUGUUCUCUUAAGAACAAACUUAUUAAGGAUGGUUCUGUGCCUUCCUUCAUGUCCCAUGCAUCAUUAGUUAAGAGAUUGGAAGAGAUAGAGAAUGUUUACCAGGUUUUAUCCUAUGAGAAUGCUUCGCUCCGGAUUGAUGUCGAGGAUCUUCGGACCGAACGUGACACCCUUGUGGAGGAUCUUGAUUCCGAUGAGGAGCAGCUUGUGGGUGCAAAUGCUAAAAUUAUCCGUCUCGAGGGACAAGUAUCUACGUUGGAGACAACUUGUCAAUUUGAUGAUGCAGCAAAGUUUAAGGUCGUGUCACUUCAGGAGGCUAAUGACCAGCUCAGUUCUCAGAUGACGGAGCUUCGUCAGAGAUCAGCUUCGGAUCUGGAGCCUCAGUCCUCCCAGAUGAAGGUGCAGUUCGAGCGUUCGGCCAUUGACUACAUCAACAAUGCCUUUGCUGAAGCUGAAAUCCAAGCUGACAGGGUCGUCUUUCCUCGUCUUUCUUAUCUUUGA